This is a messenger RNA of Pelobates fuscus (common spadefoot toad), 5219 nucleotides long. RefSeq names its product up-regulator of cell proliferation-like. Bases 88 to 5121 code for a protein of 1677 amino acids. Lineage: Eukaryota; Metazoa; Chordata; Amphibia; Anura; Pelobatidae. Gene Ontology annotation, biological process: regulation of apoptotic process. The transcript has 3 exons. The record is from RefSeq and is a predicted model, not a curated record. Gene Ontology annotation, molecular function: GTP binding.
UGCUCAGCACCGUCUGACCAGUUCAACGUCUCCCAGUCAAUCUCUGCUAUCACACUGUACAGGAUUCAUAGACUCAAGUCUGCAACUAUGGAUAUUCCCGUUGGGGGAGCGUCUAUGAUCAUUCACAGAUUGAGGUGGUGGUUAAUAGAAGUUUUUGAAGAAGAUACGAAUGGUUUGUUGGACGAGCUCAGCUCUCUCUAUUUGAUAUCUCUAGAAGAAUAUAUUAACUUCAAUGCAGUUAAAAGCCCAGUAGAGAGGACAGAGAAAGUAUUGAACUUCAUGCUUGAGAAAGGAGAACAAGCCUGUGAGAAAUUCCUCAAACACCUGGAGAACAUGAUACCCAGGUUUCCAAACUUACAGAACCUUAUAGGAUACUUCCCAGAAAACAAAAGAAAACAUUUUGAGGAGCUCUUACAGCAGUUGGGGAUGGGACACACCGCACAUUCAAAGCUCACACUGAAGAGAAUUCUGAAUAUAGGGAAAGAAAAUUACGUAGACAUUAAUUCUCAAAAUAUACAGGAUAUUCCUUGGAAUUUCUUACAUAAACUCCUGGCUCUAAACAGAACUGCCAGAAACACUCACUGUGAUAAAUAUCCACAUAAUCGGGGACCAAGUGAACACAACAGUUUAGAUACAAUAAUGUCUACGAUUUUUUAUAGUAAUGGUGAAAAAGCUAACUCUUCUUCUCUUAAUCCUCUAGAUGUUUUAUGUGUUCUACUGCAUUGCUCUGAUACUUUUCUGCAGCAGGAAAUUGUUUUAAAAAUGUCCAUGUGCCAGUUUGCUGUUCCUCUGCUGCUACCUGCCAAUGAUUCACCAUGUUGCAUGCUUAUGUUAUGGGCAUUGAGAGAUAUAGUGAAAAGGUGGAGACCUCAGUCAUUAGCCACCAGUAAAGGGUUCAUGGAAGAAAAUGUGGUGAGCAUUCCUAUGUCAACCUUCUCUUUUGUUAGACUGGGGAAAACCAAACUAUCUAAAUCCAAAAUCCUGAAUCAGGUUCUUAGCCCAGCUCAGCAGAACCUAGACUUCUUCAUUCAUGACAACAUGCAUGGAGGUAACAUGGAAAGAAAGAUAUCUAACGGUCUAGUGGAAAUGUCCUGGUAUUUUCCUUCUGGUAGCGAAAGUUCUGACAUUUUCCCAGAGCCGAUUGCAGUGACCAACCUACGAGGAGACCUGGAGUCUAACUGGACACAGUUCAUCUUCCUAACCCGGGUCUCAUCAGCUGUGUUUAUAUUUACUGAGAGCAUCGGGGAGAGAGAAUUCAGACUGUUAUCAAACAUUAAUAGCAAAGACACAAUAUACUAUUUUAUUAUCACCCCUAGAUCCAGGGAAGAUGUGAACAUGGAGACACGUGAAAAUUUGCAAAAAUUAAUAUCUGUUCUAAAGCUUGAUAUAAUAAAUAUAAUAGUAAAGAAAAAUACAGACAAUGAUACAGCUCUGAUGAAAAGAAUUCAGUCAUGUAUUCAUUUUUCUUUAAUGAACAAUCCCAAAAGAACAACAAUGCAAAGUAUGGAAAAACAGAUCGACGGACUUGAUAUUUGUGUGGAUGAAAACUCUGAGGAAUGUCAAAAAGCCAGAGAACAUGUAUUGGAAAUAACUGGAGAAAUCAAAGAUGUGAUACAGUAUAAGAAAGAAACAAUGAGUUUACAGGGAGAUCUAUGGAAACAAGUGUCACAAAUAGAAAAAGAAAUGUGCAGAAUGAAAAACCAAGGAACAAUGGAUACACAAAAAUAUCAAAGUGAACUCAGACGUCAACGCAUUUCACUGCGUGAGAAGCAACAUGAUCACGACUUACCCAAGGGAAUAAUGUUGUUUAUUAAUGCCAUUGUUUAUUUGUCACAGACAGAAAAACAAUAUUUUUUAAAAUGGAUGAAAUUUGAACUUGAUUCCAUAGCUCGGAAUAAUCUGUCAACACUACAGGCAGAAUAUAAAGAGAAAUAUAACAAUCCACAGAACAAUAAAGAAGAACUGAAACAUUUAGAUCAAAAAAUAUCUGACAGCUCAUUGGGAAUUGAACAUUUCCUGCGUGAAAUGGGACAAUUUUAUGAGGCAGAACAUUCUUUGUAUAGUGGGAAAAAAAAUCAGGAUUACAAAAAACAGUUUAUGAAACUCCCUAAAAUAGCUGCUGACCUCAUAUGGGGUGGGUUUCCAUUGGAGCUGAUUGAUGGAGAUGCCUCCAACAUCUCCCUACAGUGGAUAACUGAUGUCCUGACUGAGCUGGACACCAAGACAGGAGGACGAUGCAGAAUGAGAGUAAUCACUGUGCUGGGAGUUCAGAGUACGGGGAAAUCCACCCUUCUGAACACCAUGUUUGGUUUGCAGUUCCCAGUGGCCAGUGGUCGAUGCACACGAGGGGCUUUCAUGACACUUAUUAAAGUAGAAGAUGAGUUCCAGGAGGAGAUGGGCUGUAACUUUAUUCUGGUGAUUGAUACUGAAGGUCUGAAAGCUCCAGAAUUGGCUUCUCUGGAGGACAGUCAUGAACAUGACAAUGAAUUAGCUACGUUAGUAGUUGGGCUGAGUGAUAUCACUUUAAUUAACAUGGCCAUGGAGAACACUGCAGAAAUGAAAGAUAUUCUGCAGAUCGUGGUCCAUGCAUUUCUUAGAAUGAAAGAAAUAGGAAAGAAACCCAAAUGCCAAUUUGUUCAUCAGAAUGUGAAUGAUGUGUCCGCUCAUGAGAAGAAUGCAAGAGACCGAAAGAAACUGCUAGAGCAGUUGGAUGAAAUGACUAAAAUAGCUGCAAAUAUGGAAAAAAAAUAUGGAAUAACAACAUUUAGUGAUGUGAUGGACUAUGACAUAGAGAAUGACAGCUGGUAUAUCCCUGGCUUGUGGCAUGGAGUUCCACCCAUGGCUCCCGUUAACUCUGGGUAUAGUGAAAGUACUUCUGUACUUAAAAAAUAUUUAUUGAAUUUCAUGAAAACAUGUAAGUCUACAAACAAAUCUAUGAACAUUCAAGAAUUUAUCACAUGGAUAAACAGUUUGUGGAAUGCAGUGAAACAUGAAAGAUUUUUGUUCAGUUUCAGAAACAGUCUGGUGGCUGAAGCUUAUAACAAGUUGUCCAUACAGUUCUCUCAAUGGGAAUGGGACUUUACCAAAGCCGUGCAUAGCUGGUUGAUUACCACAGAGACACUAAUUAAGAAUCAGUCCGCAGAUAAAUUAAAUAAUGAAACAUUUUCCUGUUACAAGAACAAGCUAAACGAGGUACUGUUUGAGGAAGAAAACAAACUGUCAGAGUCACUAAAAAAGUAUUUUGAGAAUAAUUCUGAAAAUGUACAUCUUAUCGAAAAAUACAAAAAAGAUUUUUUUCUGAGUGUAGAAUUUCUAAAAAAGGAACUUGAAAGGAAUGCCAUUAACAAGUGUAAUGAAGCUUUUCAUAUCCAGAAAGGGAAGUUUGAGAUUCAGGGUAUCCAGAAUAAAUAUCAGAAAAUGAUUGAAGAUAAAGUUAUGAAUCUUCUGCAGAUAUGCAGGGAGAGGAAUCAUCAGAUUAGUAUUUCGGAACUAGAGGGGCAAUUUGAGGCUAUGUGGGGGAUAACGAUCUCAGAUUUACAGAUUGAUAAUUUAAAGAGACGUGAUAUAAGUCAAUCUGUUCUACAGCAGCUACACAAUAACAUGAGUAACAAAGGUUCGGAAAUAAAUUAUGUAUUACUAAAAGUGACAGAUUUACAUGAACAUGAAAACACAGAAUUUAGCUUCAAGAAACAUUAUAUUGAUGACUCUUUUUUAAAAAAAAUCAUCAAGUUUUUUACCAAACAAGAACAUUCUGAACAGGUAUCAGAGUUUGCUAAAUCAUUGAUUGAGAUGUGUGAUCAAUAUGUUACAGAGAAAGUCAACAUCGCAUCCGACUAUGAUGACACUUACUGUCAGGAACUAUUACGUUUGAUUGAUGAAAAACUGGAAAAAAAGGAUGUUAAAAAAAUGCACACUUCCUCUACGUUUAUGCUGGAUAUAAAACUUUUGAUAACUAGAAGAGCUGCUCCGAGGUUUCAAAGGAUGCAUGAUAAUUACAUCCAAGAAAAUGACACAAACACCUGUCUAGACAAGUUAAAACCUCAGUAUCUUGCAAUGUUUCUAAGCAUUUACCAAGAGAAAGACGAAAGCAAGGCGAGAGCAAAGGACUUUUGUUAUCUCUGCCUGAAACCGGCUUUAACUGAAUACAUUUACAAACAUCUCGGACAAGACAUAGUGGACGAUGUCUUAAGCAGUUCAGACAAUAUCAUAUUUAAAAGUCGAUCCUUCUUUCAAGCUACGGUGCUGGAGAGUCUUUCAGGUACUGAAGAAUUUAGCAAUUAUAUAAAGUACAUAAAUUCAUAUGAGCGUUUUUUACAAAGCUGGAUAUUCACACACAUCUCAGAUAAAUACAAUAAAUCGUCACAAUUAGAAACGUUACAAGAAAAUAUACUCUUUGAGAUUGUUAAAAAAAUCAAAAAUGUUCUUAGAGAAGAAAAAUGUCUGAACUGUUCAUCUAUCACAAACCUUGUAGAAUACUUUUGUGAAGAAUUAAAAAAUGAAUUGGUAAUUUCACAGAGUGAGAUGUGUAUGAUCGCUUUUGGGAACAAUGCAGAUGUGGAGCAGUUUUCUGGUGACAUUCAGACUUUUCUUUCAGAAACAGAAACAGAAAUCCUAUCUGAAGUGAAAUAUUUGGAUGUUGAGUCCAUUCUCUCCAAGGUCACACUGAAGCCACAUGAUGAAUUGCUAAAGAAGGUGAUGGGAUGUGGGGAGCAGUGUCCGUUCUGUAAAGUCCCCUGUGAGGCUGGGGGUGUCGAACAUUCCCAUCAUUUUGCAUCCAUUCACAGACCUCAAGGAUUGGGAAAAUACAGAAAUGUACACACCAACAUUUUAAACAAAAACAUAUGCUCUACCAAUGUUGUGUCCAAUGGAAGAUUUAGAAAUGCAGACACAGAAGGGGAAUGGCACCCAUACAAGGAAUAUCGUACAUUUUACCCAGACUGGUCGAUCCAGCCAGAUCCCAGCAUUGAAUCCUCUGAUUACUGGAAAUACGUUUUUGUGAAGUUUAAUGAGCAGUUUGCAGCAGAAUAUAAUGCCGAACCGGCUGAACUGCCAUGGGAGUGGACACAAAUAAACAAAGAACAAGCGAUACAGAGCCUGAAUGAUGCAUUUAAUGUGAAAUAAUAAAAGUACUGUUCAAUAGUAUGACAUUAUUCAUUGCAGUGAAUGUUAGCUUAAGGGAUAUGCAACAGCCUAAUAAUAUAUUUUCUGGUAUUUGUGGC